GUUGGUGGUGUGCGUAACACCGAAGGCGCGGUCAUACUAGUGCACAUUAUUAAUUAUGAAACAUUUCCCGUGAACACAUGUGAUUAUUUGAUUGUUUUGAUAAUAAAUUUUGUUCAAUUUCAUAAUAACUAUAUUUCUCGAUUUAUUUUAACCAAGUGAAGUUCUGCAAUGGACAACUCGACCUUCUGCGCCCUGUGUCUUCGCCGGAGCCCUUCAGAUGGCAGCUUUUUCGGGUACAACAUCGGGACCAACUCCAAGUUUCGCAAUACAAUGAAUGCCGUUCUCGGCGUUCAGCUUGAACUGGAUGAUUUCUACACGUGCAAGUCAUGCCUCAAGUUGGUCCAGUUGCUGCAGGACUUUAGGGCGUGCUGUUUGGAGGCCAACGUGAAGCUGAAGCAGUUCGGACAGGGAGUUAAAAGCGACGACAAGUGGCUCGCCGGACGGACCGCCCAGGUGAUUGAGAAUGUCCGCGUUGCCGUGGCGACUCACGCGGAGCUGAUCAGGAACCUGUCGGUGGCUGUCAAGGUGGAGGCUGUUGAUCAAGUGGAGGAGUCUGAUGCAAGCUUGGAUGAAUUUCCCUCGCAAUACAUCGAUGUUAAAAUCGAAGCAUCGGAUGGAGAGGCCGAACCGGAAUAUCUGGAUUUUACGCAGGAAAUGGUCUCCGACAUGGUUGAAGGUGAAAUUCUGAUCGAGGAGGAUGACGACGACGAAAUAGACUUCAGUACUUGGAUUAGAUCAUCCGACGAAGCUGAGGGCUCGGUUGAUACGAAUGAUUUUCCGUUCGAAAUCUCCGAGUGCAGCAAGUGCAACCGGAGAUUCGACAGCGUGCAAGGGAUGAAAACGCACUUUGUUCAGUGCAGAGGAGAGGACGAUGCAGUUCACUUUAAACACAAGUGCCCUAUUUGCUCUGUUUCGUUCAGAUAUCCUGCCCUGCUUAAAACUCACAUGAACAAACAUGACGGCAACGCCCCGUACAAAUGCCGCAAACGGUGCAACCGGAGCUUCGUCGGAAACGUCAACCGGUACAUCCACGAGAUGCAGUGCGCCAAGGAACCGCAAAAGUGUCCCAUAUGCAACUACGAUCUGAGGAGUAAGCGAGCCCUGGCGGACCACAUGAUAGCGGUCCACGGAGAGGCCAAACAUGCCUGCGGCGAGUGUGGAAUGCGGUUUCGGCGGGGGUCUUGGUUGACGCAGCAUCGUGUUAAGCUUCACGGUGCAUCAAUCCUCAAAACGGCACAGAACCAGCCGGUGGCAAGUUGUUCCGCGAAGCCGGUGGUUACCACCGCGGAAUCCGACUCGCAGUUCAAGUGUGACGAAUGCGGGAAAACUUUCACGCACCGACCGUUGAUGCAGUACCAUAAGCGGCGAAUGCAUCCGGUGCAGAAUUGAUUCUUGGUGAUUUUUUACAAUUUGAACUGCGAUUUCAUUAUUUUUACAUUGUAGUUGUAAAACGUUUCUUGAUUUUUCCCCUUAAUUUGAUUUUUUUUGCAGAUUGAAUUUUAGAAGACAUUUAAUGCUUAAUGCGGUUAAU
Molecule: messenger RNA, 1531 nt
Organism: Culex pipiens pallens (northern house mosquito)
Lineage: Eukaryota; Metazoa; Arthropoda; Insecta; Diptera; Culicidae
Product: zinc finger protein 761-like
Exons: 3
Coding region: 169-1389 (406 amino acids)
Biological process (GO): regulation of transcription by RNA polymerase II
Cellular component (GO): chromosome
Molecular function (GO): chromatin insulator sequence binding
Source: RefSeq, a predicted model, not a curated record